Tuber aestivum (summer truffle) is the source of this 4081-nucleotide messenger RNA. Lineage: Eukaryota; Fungi; Ascomycota; Pezizomycetes; Pezizales; Tuberaceae. The record is from the annotation of a GenBank genome assembly.
AUGACCCAUUACACCUCCCGCUCCCGUUCGCCAUCGCCUCACGCUAAGCGCCGCCGCGAUGACAGAUACGAUCCCAGAGACGUACGUUCCACUCCCUCAUCCUUCUCGUGUUGAUGCCUAAUGUUUACCUCUUACUUUUAUUUAGCGGAGAGAUUACAGGGACCGCCGUGGUGACAGGCCCACUGGAAGAAGGCGCGAUGACUAUUACGAUUCGUGGGAUAGGAGCCGUGACAGGGACGAUAGAGAUAGGGAUAGAGAUAGGGCGAGAGAUAGGUCACGAGGUGGGGAGAGGGACAAAGACAGAGACAGGGACAGAGACAGAGAUAGAGAUAGAGAUAGGGACAGAGAUAGGGACAGAGACAGAGACAGAGACAGAGACAGAGACAGAGACAGGGACAGAGAUAGGGAUAGGGAUAGAGACCGAAGGCGCUCGAGGUCUAGGGAUAGGCCUAGACGUGCGGAUAAGGAUAGGGAAAGAGAUCGGGAUAGCCGACGGGACCGGGAAGAUGAUCGCAGGGGGGAUUCACGGGCAAAAGAUGUGAGAUCAAGAAUACCUUAUCCACCGGUACCCAGUGGGCAACUUAUUUACAACGGCUGAUGAGAAACAGGCUACUCCCCCGCCGACUGCUAUAUCUGAGGAGGAAAAGAUACGGCAGCGCCAGGAGCGCCUGGAAGCGUGGAAGCGCAAACGAGCCGAGGAGGAGGAGGCGAAAAAGAAAGCUUCUCCUGCGGCGCUGAUAUCAUCGUUGGAAAGGCAGCCUGCCUCUGGAAUAGUGUCCCCUAUCGCUGGUUCAAAGGCCGCGGUGGAGCAGACCCCAAAGUCUGUUGUUGGAAUUGUACCACCAUCGUCCGCCUCCACUUCUAGCUCCGCUGCUGCCCGUCCAAAAGCUGACAAAAGUCUAUCAGCAUCCAUCAAACCGUCGUUGGGUACGUAUACCCGCUGGGCUCCCAAUUUAAUGCCGCUGGGCCCGUCGCUAAUCUGGUGGGCAGUAUCCACAAACGGCUCCGUAUUGCCUACGAAUCGGCCGGUGUCCGCGUUUGGGUUUGAAGGCACGAAGAAGCCUGUGGCUGCAGGAGGAAAGAGAAAUCUUGAUUUUGGUGAGGAAGAGUCUUCCCGGAAGAAGCUUGAGCGUUUGCCCUCACCACUUCCCAAUCAGCCUGGACAGGAUGGCGUCCAAGAAGACGUUGACGACGAUACCGAAAUGCAGGACGCUACCGAAGAGGAGACCGCCGCUGCUGCUAGGGCGGCCGCAGCGCAACGGAGCGAGCGCAAUGAGGCGGAGAGAGUCCGGCAGGAGGCCAUGGAGCUCGACAAGGAGAACGCGGAGGACGAGGAGGCUGACCCCCUCGACGCUUUCAUGGUUGGGAUUGGGGAAAAGAUGAGCAAGACAGAAGAAGAGAGUAUCGGCAAGUCUCAAGUCGAGAGUAAAGACGAAACGCUUUUUGAUGAUGAUGAUGGCUUAAACAUUGUUUCAACAGAAGCUGAUCCAGAUGAUAUAUUGGCGAUGGCCGCUAAGCUAAAAAAGAGAAAGGAACUGCCGACAAUUGAUCAUUCGAAAGUCAGAUACGAUUCCUUCCGGAAGAGCUUUUAUGUCGAACCCGCCGAGCUUGCCGACAUGACUGAGGCCGAAGUUGACGAGCUCCGUCUGGAAUUGGACGGCAUCAAAAUCCGUGGACAAGACUGCCCCAAGCCGGUCCAGAAAUGGAGUCAGUGUGGACUUCCGGCACAGACUUUGAGUGUUAUCCGACAACUUAAUUACGAGAAACCAACAUCUAUUCAGGCACAGGCUAUCCCAGCUAUCAUGUCGGGUAGAAAUGUGAUCGGCGUUGCAAAGACCGGGUCUGGAAAAACCAUUGCAUUCCUCUUGCCUAUGUUCCGUCACAUUAAAGACCAGCCUCCAUUGGAAUCACAGGAAGGCCCCAUCUCUUUAAUUAUGACCCCCACGAGAGAACUUGCUGUUCAGAUUUUCAAGGAAUGUAAACCAUUUUUGAAGGCAUUGAAUCUUAGAGUAGGUCGUCCUUGCACUCCAAAACUUUGUGAAUCAACUAAUAUCCGGCAGGCUGUAUGUGCCUAUGGUGGUUCACCCAUUAAAGAUCAGAUUGCCGACCUUAAACGUGGAGCAGAAAUCAUCGUAUGCACGCCCGGUAGAAUGAUCGAUCUUUUAGCAGCAAAUUCAGGCCGAGUCACCAAUUUGAAACGUGUCACGUACAUCGUUUUGGACGAAGCGGAUCGCAUGUUCGACAUGGGAUUCGAGCCUCAAGUAAUGAAGAUUAUCAGCAAUGUCCGCCCUGAUAGACAAACGGUCCUGUUUUCCGCCACUUUUCCCCGUAAUGUGAGUUGUCCCCUCGCUAGCUUCGAGAGCUGUGCUAAUGGCAUCACAGAUGGAAGCGCUUGCUCGUAAAGUAUUGCAGCGACCUGUUGAGAUAGUAGUAGGUGCGCGUAGCGUUGUAGCUCCCGAAGUCACCCAAAUAGUCGAAGUUCGGGCCGACGAUGCUAAAUUUCAUCGUCUCCUAGAGCUUCUCGGAGAGCUGUAUGAUAAGGACGAUGAUGCCCGAACAUUGAUAUUUGUGGACAGACAGGAAUCUGCCGACUCGCUAUUACGGGACUUGAUGCGGCGUGGAUACCCUUGCAUGUCUAUCCAUGGCGGGAAAGACCAGAUUGAUAGGGAUUCUACAAUUUCGGAUUUCAAGAACGGUGUGAUCCCUGUCUUAAUCGCUACUUCGGUUGCGGCGAGAGGUUUGGACGUCAAACAGUUGAAGUUGGUGGUUAACUACGAUUGCCCAAAUCACAUGGAGGAUUAUGUCCAUCGUGUCGGGAGAACUGGACGUGCUGGGAAUACCGGCACGGCGGUUACUUUCAUCACUGAAGAGCAGGAUCGAUACGCAGUUGACAUUGCAAAGGCUUUAAGGCAGAGUGGCCAGAAGGUUCCGGAGCCUGUCCAGAAACUCGUCGAUGGUAUGCGGUUUAAGCUAUUUCCCACCCCAUCGCUAUCGCUCCUUAUGGUACUGAUUGGCAUACAGAUUUCAACGAGAAAGUCAAAGCGGGCAAAGAAAAGGCUAGCGGCUCGGGUUUCGGUGGAAAGGGUUUGGAAAAGCUAGAUCAAGAGCGAGAUCUCGCCCGUCGUCGUGAGCGCAAGCAAUUCGCAGAAGAAGGCGAUGAGGCAGCCGAAGAGGUUACCGAGGGCGCCGACGACAUCUCUAAGGCUGCAACCCCGGUUACUGCGGCCUCUGCCAAGAAGGUCCCCACAGGUCCUGCAGUUGACCUGGCUGAUAAUAUUGUCGUUCACAAGCGAGGAACCUCCAAUGCUGAUCCCCUGGACAGGGUGAAACAGGCUGCGUCUGUGGUUCGCUCGCGUCUUAACGAAGCCGAGAGGCUACGCACGGGUGUUCCAAUUGACAACAAGGGACCGGACGCGGGAGCCUAUCACGCAACUUUGGAGAUCAACGACUUUCCCCGUAGGUCUUCCGCUCAAUAUAUAUAUAGCCCUUCUUCCGUGCAUAUGAACGUCACGCUAACACACGUACAGAAAAAGCACGUUGGGCCGUCACUAAUCGCACCAACAUCGCAAAAGUGCUGGAAGCUACAGGCACCUCCAUCACUACCAAGGGCAGUUAUUAUCCCACCGGGAAAUCCCCCCAGCCAGGGCAAGAUCCCAAGCUCUACAUUCUUGUUGAAGGCGAUACGGAGCUUGUAGUCACCAAUGCUAUGAGGGAACUGAAGCGACUGCUAGCGGAGGGAACUGCUGCUGCUGUGGACAGUGAAAGCAGAGCUGCACCGAGCUCGAGGUACAGUGUUUUGUGAACACUUGACAGCGUUCCCGGACGGUGUGGGGAAAAUAAUAAGAGGUCGGCAUAGGCUCUCCUUGUUCAUUUGUAGAUUUUGUUAUAGUUCCCUUCUCUGUCCCUCCGUCCCUCUGUUCUGCACCGAAAUUACCGUAUAGUCUGCCUUACUUGCGCCAUAGCUAGCUACCGUAGUUUCAAGGGGAAAAAAACAAAAAACGAGUGCGUUUCCGGAUGUUUACGAUACAAGAUGGGAAUGAAAACCCUUAAUGCUGUAAUCAAUUCUAUAUCCCUCACGCAC